Molecule: messenger RNA, 1152 nt
Organism: Endocarpon pusillum Z07020
Lineage: Eukaryota; Fungi; Ascomycota; Eurotiomycetes; Verrucariales; Verrucariaceae
Exons: 3
Coding region: 1-1152 (383 amino acids)
Biological process (GO): protein modification by small protein removal
Molecular function (GO): peptidase activity
Source: RefSeq, a predicted model, not a curated record
AUGAAUGUAGAAUUGUAUGUUUACGACCUUUCAAAGGGUCUUGCUCGCCAAUUCUCAUACAGUUUCACAGGCGUCCAUCUGGAUGCCAUCUAUCACACAUCCCUGGUGUUUGGAGGCGUGGAAUAUUUCUUCGGCCAAGGGAUACUCCGCAAGGUUCCAGGUUCCACUCACCAUGGAAAGCCCAUCGAAGUCGUGCAGAUGGGAAAGACCGAGCUUCCCAUGGACGUGAUCGCCGAGUACAUUGAUUCUCUAGCGCAAAUUUAUACUCCAGAGUCGUAUGAUCUGUUUCUCCACAAUUGCAACAACUUUACCCAGGACCUGUCGAUGUUUUUGGUAGGGAAGAACAUUCCGGAGCGCAUCAGGACGCUACCACAAAGAUUUCUCGAAACACCUGUUGGACAGAUGUUGAGAAGUCAGAUCGACCAGUCGAUGCGCUCAAUGACACAGGCCCCAGAUGCAAAAAUGCCGUUAACAAACAGACAGCAACCAGUAUACAGAGCUAGCGCACCGACGUCCAACGGUUUGACCAAAUCUUCAGCGCUACCUCGCAGCGAUGAUACCCAUGGAGCAAGUAUCCCUGCAGCAGGAGUACACAAUGUAACUACACUGCAGGAGAUUCAAUCUCUUCUUGAUUCCGCCAGAAACAGCUGUGCAGUCAUCUUUUUUACGUCCGCUACAUGUGCACCAUGCAAGAUACUGUAUCCGUCAUACGAUGAGUUAGCUGCUGAAGCCGGUAAAAGAGCAGUACUGAUCAAGGUUGAUCUGAAUCAAGCACUUAGCAUUAGCUCGAAAUACAACGUCAGAGCGACGCCAACCUUCAUGACAUACUUGAAAGGGCAGAAGGAGAAUCAAUGGAGUGGUGCCAAUGAGGCUCAGCUGAAAGGCAAUUCCUUGAGACUUCCAACCUUCCAACGCAAGAUUACUCAACCGGUUUCGUUUCCAAAGGUUCCACCCUUGGAAAAGCUCGCAGCAAAAAUUGGCCGCCUUUCAGAAGAAGAAGAAUUUUCGGCAAUUUUUGCUUACGUGAAGACUCGAGAAGCACAAGGACAAAUGGAGGCACCACUGCCAGAUUUACACCGCUUCGCCGAAGUCAUCGCCACAAGAUUCAAUGAACUUCCACCCGAAGUACACCGGCUGCCGAUGCAAGAGUGA